Messenger RNA from Lycium barbarum (goji berry), 417 nucleotides. RefSeq lists its product as uncharacterized. Lineage: Eukaryota; Viridiplantae; Streptophyta; Magnoliopsida; Solanales; Solanaceae. The record is from RefSeq and is a predicted model, not a curated record. The transcript is spliced from 2 exons. The coding region runs from base 1 to 417 and encodes 138 amino acids.
AUGGCAAGUUUAACUUGGGACUGGCGAAACAAGUUCAUAGACUAUCUGGCGGAGGGAAAAUUACCAGUGGACCCUAAAGAGUCACGAUCUCUUAGGACCAAGGUGGCAAGAUACAACUUGAUCGAAGGAAAAUUAUAUCGGCGUUCAUUUUAUGGUCCUUUAGCCAGGUGUUUGAGGCCCGGAGAGACGGAUUACGCAAUGCGCGAAGCCCAUAAAGGAACUUGUGGUAAUCAUUUCAAGGCUGAGUCAUUAGUUCAAAGGUUGAUUCGAGCCGGUUACUACUGGGAUCAUAUGGAUGAAGACAUGAAAACAUUCAUUCAAAAAUGCCUUCGAAAAGGUAUUGGAAAAAGAGGUUAUCAACUUCAUAUGGGAUCACAUCAUAUGUCGGUUCGGCAUCCUGACCGAGAUCACAUGUGA